Molecule: messenger RNA, 1122 nt
Organism: Punctularia strigosozonata HHB-11173 SS5
Lineage: Eukaryota; Fungi; Basidiomycota; Agaricomycetes; Corticiales; Punctulariaceae
Exons: 6
Coding region: 1-1026 (341 amino acids)
Source: RefSeq, a predicted model, not a curated record
AUGAACUCUGUCUCCAGCUCAGUAUUAUCGCGCGCGACACUCCGUCGCUCGGCCUUCACCUUACGCGCGCCUGCUCGCGCCCCGCGUUUCCAGCCGCUGCGACCAAAAUUUAUUAGCCCCAUUCUUGUCAGAGGCGCAGCAUCGUCUGUUUCCGGCCGCCCUGGGUCGCAAACUGUUGCACACGCGGCUACCAAUGUCAAAGAAGAGCUCGGAAACUCAGCAAGCGAUGUCGCAAGGACGAUUGCAGGUGCUAAUAUGACCAGCGACGCAGUAGCGCCGACGCAACAGACUUUCCUCGGAGUGACGUCUGCUGUUGCCAAGUCAGUGCCAAAAGAUUACAUCGCCUUCGGCCUCGCAGGUGGAAUCCCGUAUAUUCUAGCAUCCGGAACCACGGUGUAUCUUGCUCGCCAAGCUGGGCUUGCCGCGCUGGGCUUAGGGUCGAACGUGGACCCAGGAGUUGCCCUGACCAUUUUGGACCAGGCGAUGAACAUCCAAGUGACGUACGGCGCCGUCAUGCUCUCCUUCCUUGGGGCCUUGCAUUGGGGCAUGGAGUUCGCCGGCUAUGGGGGCCACCAAGGUUGGAAGAGGUUGGCAUUGGGCGCCGCGCCAGUCCUGUAUGCUUGGCCGACGCUCGCACUUGAGCCCACUACUGCCUUGAUCACACAGUGGGUGGGCUUUACGGGCUUGUGGUAUGCCGAUCUUCAGGCGACGAACGCUGGAUGGACGCCCCAGUGGUACUCUCAGUAUCGGUUCUACCUUUCGAUCCUCGUCGGCACCUGCAUCAUUGGUUCACUGGCCGGUACUUCCUAUUGGGGUCCCGCGCCCGGUCAUGGACUUCUGACUGCCGAGCUCACCGCCAUCCGUGAGGAGAGGGACAAGGCGCACUUCGAGAACUCCGGCAAGAUCGGUGGGGACGUCGAGGCGAUUCCUGCUGGAGAGCGAGACGACGCGUACGUGAAGAUUCAGAAGAAGAAGUCACCUGAGGAGGAAGGCAAGGACGAGAACAAAGGUGAUGAACAAAAGUGAUGACGUUAUCGCGCGACUGGAUGCCAGAUCGGAUUCAACACCAUGUUUUUGUACUAUAAUCAGCCUACUUGUACAACGUAACUCCCGAGCAAUGCC